Messenger RNA from Ctenopharyngodon idella (grass carp), 6384 nucleotides. It is a transcript of the gene pla2g4f.2, whose product is annotated as phospholipase A2, group IVF, tandem duplicate 2. NCBI's taxonomy places the organism in Eukaryota, Metazoa, Chordata, Actinopteri, Cypriniformes, Xenocyprididae. The coding region runs from base 76 to 2505 and encodes 809 amino acids. Gene Ontology annotation, cellular component: cytosol. The transcript has 20 exons. Gene Ontology annotation, molecular function: calcium-dependent phospholipid binding; calcium ion binding. The record is from RefSeq and is a predicted model, not a curated record. Gene Ontology annotation, biological process: glycerophospholipid catabolic process.
CACUUAGUAAGACUAGUGAGAUCUUCAGUUGAUCUACCUUUGAGACUUCACUGUAGGCUUGCUGAGGAGACAACAAUGCUGAAGAAAGAGUUUAUGCCAUACUGGAACCUGAGUGUCACAGUGUUGCGAGGAAAAUUCAAUCAGUCGUACGACAUUUUGUCUAAAUGUGACUGCUACGUCGUCUUAAAGUUACCCACGGCCUGUGCCUGCUGUCAUCGUACCAAGACUGUGAAAAACAGUAACACACCAAAAUGGAAUGAAACCUUCCUUUUCAGAGUGCAUAGUGGUGUCAAGAACAUUCUGGAAUUCCACAUUUAUGAUGCUGACAAGUUAACGAAAGAUGACUACUGCUCCACCAUCCUAUUCGAUAUCAAUAACCUCACGCCUGGACAAAAGCAAACAAAAUGCUUCAUUUCAGAUGAUAAGAAAAAGAGUGAGCUGUGGGCGGAGUUUGAGAUGACGGAGAGCUCUGAGAAGCCUGAACCAUACUUCUCUAAUGGAGUGCUGAUGGCAGGCCCAUUCUGUGCAUUGGAUGUGAAGGUGCAAAAACGUCUAAAAACUAAUGCAGAGAAGAGCAUGAUGUUAAAACUGCGAGGCGCAUAUAAGGAAGACUGUAUGAUCUCGAGCUCUGUGGAAAACCCCAGCGGCACACAGACUAUGUGCUACUACAUCAACCGAGACCUGGAGACUGAGUUUAGUCUCAUCCCCCCAAAAGCUGGGGUGGAAGUGGAUGGGACAAAUCCAAAGACUGUAGACAUUCUGUCAUCUGUCUCUGUAAAUCCUUUACCAGCCAAAAAGCAGAUUAAACUCUCCAUGCCUGUUGGACAGGGUGAAGUGGAUCUGCAACUAAGCACAGCAGAGGGCCGCUAUAAUGAACAGCUGGAUGUGCGUCUGGGAUUUGAUAUUCCAAUGGAAGAAAAGAAUUUUCUGGUGAAGAGACGAAAAGUCGUGUCACAAGCUUUUCAGAAAGCUCUGAAUCUCAGCUCUGCACCUGAGCCCAGCAAGGUCCCAUUGGUGGCUGUGGUGUGUUCUGGGGGCGGGACCAGAGCAAUGACUAGCUCAUUCGGAGGCCUAAGAGCCCUGCAAAAACUCCAAGUUCUUGAUGCAGUCAGCUACAUCACAGGGGUUUCUGGCUCCACCUGGACUAUGGCUUAUCUUUAUAAUGACGCUAAUUGGUCAAACAAUGACCUAAAUGGGGUUAUGGAGUCUGUGAAGAAGGAGAUCUCUAAAAGUGUGUUCAGUAUAUUUUCCCCUGAGCAGCUACAUCACUACAAAGAGAAGAUGGAAGAGAGAGUGAAAGAAGGACACCUUGUAUCUCUCGUCGACAUGUGGGGUCUGGCUAUAGAGUAUCUCAUCCAAGGGAAGAAAAAAUUGGGUACACUAUCUGACCAGCAGAUGGCACUAUCAAAGGGCCAGAACCCUCUACCCAUCUACACAGCUCUCAACAUGAAGAAUGGCAAGAGAGGAAGUAUCAUAGAGACUGAAUGGUGUGAGUUCACCCCAUAUGAGGUCGGAUUUACCAAGUAUGGUGCCUUUGUACCUGCACAAAACUUUGGGAGUGAAUAUUACCUCGGCCACAUGGUCAAGAAACUCCCUGAAUCUGGGAUAUACUCUCUACUGGGGAUAUGGAGCAGUGUUUUCUCUUUGAGUCUGACUCAGCUGUGGAGUAUUGUGACUGGAGUGACCCCAUCUUGGGCCAGUAAGAUUGGAGAAGAAGUGAACCACACAGACACAGACGACAAACCAACAACGUCGGACACACUUCAGGUCAGCCCUAUGACUGACUUGGCAAAAAAGCUGAGCAACUUUUUGACCAGCCGCCCCAUUAUUAGCGAAGUGUUCAACUUCCUGAGAGGCUUUAACCUGCACAGGAACUACUGUGAGAACCGUGACUUCACCGCAUGGAAGGACACACACCCAGACGCCUUCCCGAACUCUCUGACACCAGCAGAUGCCACACUUGGCCUGGUGGACUCUGCUUUUGUCCUCAAGUCAGGUUUCCCUCCUGUGUUACGGUCUGACAGACAUGCAGACGUCAUUCUGUCCCUGAACUACUCUUGGGACUCAGACCACUUCAAGGUCAUUAAGCAAACUGAGGAGUACUGCACUGAUCGCAAGAUUCCAUUUCCGAAGGUCGAUUACAAAAAGUUGGAGUCUGAGCCGAUUAAGGAAGUUUAUGUGUUUGAAGAUAAAGACAAUCCAGAAGCUCCCAUAGUGCUUCACUUUCCCAUGGUCAAUGUCUCAUUCAAACAGUUCAAAGCUCCUGGAGUGAAGAGAGAGGGUAAGGCGGAGAUGAAGGAAGGAGAUUUUGAUAUUGACUUCACCAGUAUGUUCUGUCCAUUCGCCACUCACAACCUUACCUACCAGCCGGAAGAUUUCCAGAAGCUGGCCAACCUCGCCACCUACAACAUUCUGAACAACAAAGACGUCAUUUUUAACACGCUGAACAAAGUGCUUAAGAGAAACAUGGAGAGAAUUCCUGUUACAAAGGCAUCAAAAUUUUGAGUUGAUUUUGAGGCCGGAAGUUAAGGCAGGAGUAAUUAGCCAGUGAUUUUUAUAUAUUUAACUCUAAAAAGAUUGAUUUAAAGGGAGAGUUCACUCAAAAAUAUCAUAAUUUUUUCACCCUUGUGUUAAUAAUCUAUUCUUUACACUAAAAGUGAAGGGUAACCAGAGCCUGUCAAGCUCAAAACUCCUGUGUUAUGGAAUAACACAUUAUACAUUUAAGUUAUACAUUUAAUAUUACAUUUAACUUUUUAUAUUUCAAUAUUCAUAAAGCGUUUUAGGCUAAAUUGUGCUUUGUGGCUUUUGGAUAUGAAAGAUGAGACCAAACUCACACAUCAGCAGUAUAACUUAAUUCUUCACAUUGCCAAAUAAAAAUAUGGACACUGACUAAAAGCUGUUGAGUCAUAUGGUUUCCAUUACACAUAUUCUGAGUUGUUCCAAUUCUCAUUCUGACUCUGAGCAUGACUGUUGCAACACUGUUAUUUUGCAAAAGAGGCCAAGGAAAUCUAAUUCUGACCUCGUGUAAAGUCAGACUGACGAUGCAGGGUGUAAAUAUGACGCUUCACGAUCAUUCAUGAUCAUGAUCAUUUUUUGUAACUCAGAUGAUUUCACCAAUAUAGCUGAGCUAUAUAGAGGAAAUCCACCAUAGAAGUCGGGAAAUAUUGCAACACAUAUAUUACAAGAGUGUUUUUGUAUGUUUAAUAUUACACAUAAACAAGCUAUCUAAGUGAGUUAUGUGACUGUAAGCUUAGUGACAUGUAUUUUUAAUGCUUAAAAGAUGAAGUUAAUGAAAAAUAAAAGUAGAAGUUUCAACAAACAGCAGAGGACAAAAAAAUCUAAACAAAAGCAAUGGAAGGGUCACCAGGGGCUGUCAAGCUUGAAAAAUGACACAAAGCAUCAUAAAAAAAAAAAAAAAAAUCUAUAACAGUUGUCCAUGUGACUCAAGUACCAUUUUCUAAGUGUUAGCUUUGUGUGAAGUGCACCCCAAAAUGUAAAUAUUCACCAAAAUUCUCUUCCAUAGCUCUCAAGAUCUCAUUUGUGUAAUUUUCAAUAUGCACAUAUUCUAAUUUGGAGCACUGUACACUCUAAGAAAAGGUUCUAUGGAACUUUAAAGGUUUCUGUCAGGCUCUUCAUAUAGAACCAUUUAGGAGUUCCCAUCAUGGGAUCAUUUUAUGGAUUUAGUUUUAAUUAAUAAUUUUGUUUUAAUUCAUUUUGAUUACAUUUUAUGAAUUAAAUAGCUCAUAAACAUACUUUAUCACUAGAAAAAAUUGAAAUAGCCCAUCAAACAUGAAAGUAUUAUGCAAUCAUUUGUAGACUUUACUUUAUGUAGAACCUUUUUGACAUAAAGUGUUUUUAAAAUUGAAUCAAGAACCAUAGUACUCAACUGAACACUUUUUUCUAAGAGUGUAGCUGUUAUGAGACACAAGAUCCAAUGCCGUUUGGCAUCAUUGGUCAUGACCAGUGUUGAGGAAAGUUACUUUUAAAGGUAAUGCAUUACAAUGUUGUGUUAUUCCCUAAAAAAGUAACUAAUUUCGUUACUUAGUUACUUUUUAUGAAAAGUAAUCUGUUACAUUACUUUUGCAUUACUUUUUACCUGGGCUGGGUUUGCUUGUUUGUUUUUUAAUAACAAAAAAAGUUCUAUUUUUUGCCAAAUGUUAAGGCCCUUUCACACCAAAAGUAAAAUGUGGAAGGAAAUGCAUAUUUACGCCUGUACAGUAGAGGGCGCAACUCAAACCUUUCAGCUGUGCUGCCAUUCUGGAUUAAAGAAGAUUAGGAUACAGGAGAAGGAAGUUCAACAUUCUUAUUUCUAAAUCUAAUCUAAAGUCAUUUUUGCUUAUUAGUAUGGUUGAAUUAGAUCAUUGAAGGUCAGCAGCAAAGACACUGGUAAAUAAAGUGAGAUUAAAUACAUAAAGUAUACUUGUGUAAUUUAAUGCAGUUAAUUAUUACAGGUUUGCGUAAAAUUCUGAGUUUGCAUUUCACUGUUUUUAUUCAUUUUGAGGAAUACUGAAUGUUUUCAUGCAAGUGAGAUGAGUAAAUGCAUGUUCACAUUUAGUUUAGAACUAAAAUAAACCAUCAUGUUCACACAGCCCACACAACACCUCUGCACUUUAUUUUUUCUCAACAUGGGGACAGGAGAGCUGUCAGUCAAUAAAUGUGGAAAAGCAACUAAGAUAUUUUGUUGUAAAUUGAAAAGUAAUGCGUUACUUUUUUGUUACUAGUUACUUAAAAAAGAAAAAGUAAUCUGAUUACGUAACUCAAGUUACUUGUAAUACCCCCAACACUGGUCAUGAUUGUGACAUCAUGAUGCACCUUAUUUUGAAUAUUGAGGAAAUAACUGCAGUUUUCUGGGAAAUAACCGCACAUUUUGUUCUUCUUCUCACAUGUUUAGCAACUUUUUAGGUGCUUUUUGUCAUUUUUGGAGCUUGAAACUCAUUGAUCACAUGGUUUAUUACUACAUUGUUUGGUAAUGAGCAGAACAUCUUUUGUGUUUCAUGGAAAAAGAAGUUUUGGAACAGCAUGAAGGACAGUAAAUGAUGUAAAUAACAGAAUUGUCAUAUAUAUAUUCUAUAACUUUUGUUGAGGAGUUAUUCAACUAGAGAUUUUAUAUUUGAAGCUAAAUGGAUGUUAAAUUUAUUAUGUUAAAUAUGUAUACUGUUCAAAAGUUUUGGGUCGGUAAGAUUUUUUUAAAAAAAUCUUUUGGGGGAAAAAAGUAUUUUGCGCAUGAAGGCUGCAUUUAUUGGAUCAAAAAUACAGUAAAAAUUAAAAUAUUGUGAAAUUUUAUUACAAUUUAAAAUUCUACUGUAAUAUAUUUUAAAAUUGAAUUUAUUCCUGUGGUGGAAAAGCUGAAUUUCAUUUUAUACUUGCUUAAUAAUAAUAUUAAUUUAUAUAAAAAAUCUUAUUUUUAUGUAACUAGUGUAACAUUGGUCAAAGGUUCAUGCUAUAUACGGUUACACUAUUGACCACUAGAUGGACUUGCUCGCUCAUGUCUCAGGCCUGGCUGUCCUCAAUUCACCUGAGACCAGCACUUUCUCCAAUGUAUAUCACUAUUGUGCUUUUGCAGUUUUUCUCGGGUUUAGCACCCCUCUAAUAUGUUUCUGACUGGUUUGCAAGGAAUUAUGGGAGUCUCUCAGGAUACUGCUGUUGCCUGUCAUGAUUUGCUCAACAAGAGUGACAUUGAUGCACAAUGUUCAAAAUACCUCAGGGCUAUGUAUGUGAAUGUGUUACCAGACUAAAAAGACAUGUUUUAUUAAUCACCAAGGGGAAAAGCAGGUGCAAUGCAGCACCUGUUUGUACAGAUUUGAUUGAUUUGCCCUGGGUGACACAAGCUCUUUGAAUUCAAUUGAGCUUUUUUUUUUUUUUUUUUUUUUUUUCAAAUAUCCAUGAAGUUAUAAAAUUUGUUUUUCCUCAGUUUAAAAUGUAGACAUAAAACUGAUCUAUAUUUAAAGGAAUAAAAUUAAUAUUACAUUCAACUUUUUAUAUUUCAUUAUUCAUAAAAGGUUUUAGGAUGAAUUGUGGCUCUGUGGCUUUUGAAUAUGAAAGAUGAAACCAAACUCACACAUCAGCAGUAUAACUUAAUUCUUCACAUUGCCAAAUGAAAUAUGGACACUGACUAAAGGCUGUUGAGUCAUUUGGUUUCCAUUACACAUAUUCUGUGUUGUUUCGAUUCUCAUUCUGACUCUGAGCAUGACUGUUGCAACACUGUUAUUUAGCAAGAGACCAAGGUAAACUAAUUCUGACCUCAUGUAAAGUCAGACUGACGAUGCAGGGUGUAAAUAUGACGCUUCAUUGUGAUCAUGAUCCUUUUUCGUAACUCAGAUGAUUUCACCAAUAGAGCUGAGCUAUUUUUAGAUGAGAAAGAAAGAAAGAAAGAAACCCACAACA